AUGGAUAGUGAUUUUAUAUCUUUUGUUGAUAUCGAGACUUCAAGUGAUGGAACCAUGCCAACUUCCGAUCACCUCAAACAUCGUUUCAGCCCUACACUAGAUCCACGUCUAAAUCUCUAUGAUGAUCUCCAACAAAGCAUGCCACAUGUUAGAUCUCUCGAUAUUGAUCCAGCCGAUCCACCUGAUCCAACGCCAAACUCUCCACCAAGCUUACAUUGUUCAGAAACUACAAGUGUCACCAAUCUUCCAUCAACCUCUAUGGGAACACAAACCAUAGUAACAAGAGCUAUGGCUAGAUCAACGUCUCUGGGAAACCGAACGAUGAUAACUAGAGCUAUGGCGGGCAUUCACAGACCUAAUCCUAAGUAUGCCAACAUUCAUACCAUUUAUUCCAGUAUUCCCAAAGAGCCCAAAGGAGCAGCUCAUUCUAGCUUAAUCAGCAUUUUAUCUCCAAGCUUGAAGUCGAAUUUCCGCAGCUUCAUCUAUGAAGAUGGCUUUGAUGAAGUCAAUCUGACCCUAACGGAUGAAGCCACUAUCACUUCGUCUGGUGCUCUGCGCCUCACUGAUGGUCACCCCGCAUUGUGGGGUAUGGGCCAUGCAUUUUACCAUGUUCCUCUGCAAUUCAAGCAUCCCCCAACUUCUGCCAACACAACUUCAUCUUUUAACACUCAAUUUGUCUUUGCCAUCGUCUCCGAAAUCAAAUUCUAUGGUGGCAAUGGCUUAGCGUUUGCUGUCACACCUUCCAUGCUCUCCAACACCACCGGUGGCGACUACCUGGGCCUCGUGAAGAACUCCACCAAUGGCGACUUCUCCAACCAUGUAUUUGCAGUAGAAUUCGACACAUCUUUGGGGACAUGGUUAAAGGACAUCAAUGGCAACCAUGUUGGUGUUGACAUCAAUGGCGUCAUCUCCAAUACUUCCCAAACUGCUGCUUACUCCACAGACGGUGCCAAGAACGAAUCAAUUGAUCUGAAGUCAGGGAGCCUCAUCAAGGCAUGGAUCGACUACGAUGGAAGUGAAAAGCUUAUCAACGUAACCAUCGCUCCUGUGCCCUAUUCCUCCAAGCCAGUUAGGCCUCUCAUAUCAUAUUCCGUUGAUUUAUUUCCUAUUCUUCUUGAUCUGAUGUACGUUGGUUUCACUUUCGGCACAUCAAGAUUCGUCAGCGAGCACUAUAUCUUAGCUUGGAGCUUCGCCAUCAAUGGUAAAGCACAGGAACUGGAUCUCUCCAAUCUCCCACGGAUCAGGAAGAAGACGACAACAUCUACUAGGAUUUCAGUUUAUUCCAUCGCCUUUACGCUGUUUGUAUAUAGGAAGAAGAAGCUGACCUCUGAGAGAGUUGAAGAUUGGGAACGGGACGACCCACAUAGGCUGUCUUACAGAGAGAUUUUCAAGGCCACAAAGGGGUUCAACGAGAAGGAAAUUUUAGGCAGGGGAGGAUUCGGCAGCGUUUACAAGGGUGUGCUGCCGAGCAAUGGGACGGAAGUUGCAGUCAAGAAAGUCUCCCAUGACAGAGGUCAGGGACUAAGAGAGUUUGUCUCAGAAGUGUCCAGUCUGGGGAGGUUGAGGCACAGGAACUUGGUUCAGUUGCAGGGUUGGUGCAGAAGAAAGGGCGACCUGCUCCUCGUGUAUGAUUUCAUGCCCAAUGGAAGCCUCGACACUUUCCUGUUCGGAACGAAGAAGAGGAACCUCAACUGGGAAGAAAGGUUCAGGAUCAUAAAGGGAAUCGCUUCAGGCCUUCUGUAUCUGCAUGAAGGGUGGGAGGAGGUUGUUGUUUACAGAGAUGUGAAGGCCAGCAAUGUGUUGCUAGAUGCUCAACUGAAUGGAAAAUUAGGGGACUUUGGGCUCGCUAGGCUCUAUGAUCAUGGGACUAAUCCACAAACAACAAAUGUCGUGGGCACACUGGGCUACAUGGCGCCGGAGCUUCCGAUCACCGGCAGGGCAACGACUAGUUCCGACGUCUUCAGCUUCGAAGUGUUCCUCCUAGAGAUGGCCUAUGGAAGGAGGCCGGUUGAACCCACGAGGCCAAGUGAUGAAGCUGUUUUCUUGACUUGGGUGAACAUUUGCCGGAAGAAGGAAAACUUAUUGUGCGUCAUGGACGAGUGGCUGGGAAUGGAGUUUGACAAGGCAGAAGCAGAGCUGGUACUGAACCUUGGAGUCCUGUGCUCUCAGAUGUCACCGGAAGCUCGGCCAAGAAUGCGGCAGGUGGUGCAGUUCCUCAAUGGAUCUGAAGUACCAUUGCUGGAAAAUCUGCAGGAAGUAGUCAUUCAAAAUGAACCCUGCUAUGACCAACUUGUCAUACCUUGUCCUUCUUGGAAAAGUUCACCACUGGAGUCUGGAUCUGAUGCCUCGAGGGACUUGCCACCCAUGACGUGA
Molecule: messenger RNA, 2373 nt
Organism: Nymphaea colorata (pocket water lily)
Lineage: Eukaryota; Viridiplantae; Streptophyta; Magnoliopsida; Nymphaeales; Nymphaeaceae
Product: L-type lectin-domain containing receptor kinase S.4-like
Exons: 4
Coding region: 1-2373 (790 amino acids)
Biological process (GO): protein phosphorylation
Cellular component (GO): plasma membrane
Molecular function (GO): carbohydrate binding; ATP binding; protein kinase activity
Source: RefSeq, a predicted model, not a curated record